This is a messenger RNA of Ilyonectria robusta, 585 nucleotides long. RefSeq lists its product as uncharacterized. The transcript has 2 exons. The record is from RefSeq and is a predicted model, not a curated record. Bases 1 to 585 code for a protein of 194 amino acids. Lineage: Eukaryota; Fungi; Ascomycota; Sordariomycetes; Hypocreales; Nectriaceae.
AUGUUAGGCCCGGACCUAACACAAUCCUUUUUAAACGAGGAUGAACUUGAAGAGCAAAGCGGUCUAUCUGUCUCGAGUCAGGGUAAACUCCGAGCUCACAAUAGUUUGCAGUCGGCGAGAAGAGGCCACAAGAAUCGAAUACGGCGAGACCGAGCAUCUGGACAGAGACCUGUUGGUCCAGAUCAAGCUACGAUUUCCAGGGGCUUUGCAAGAUCAGGCUCAGCCUCUUACGCCACUCAGCCAAGGUUGUCCUUGGAGACAACACCGAAGACGCUAGAUUCCGAACUCACUACGCCCACCGGCGUCAUUCCCUGUACACCCCUCGUCUUGGCGGCAAGGCCGGAAGGCGGCGACCCGGAUGACAAGAAACACCAGGCUACGAACUCGCCAGUCACUAUCGUUGUGAGCAUUAUGGCACUCGGCGCGCCUACGACCGAUGCACCGACAGCUGGAUCCUGCUCCAAGCUUGAAAUCAAGAUUCAGCAAGGUCCAACGAAUGAGAUAAAACUAGAAGGAUGGGGCUGGGUUGUGACUAGUACUAAUGUGGCGCAUGAAUGUCGAUGUUCGACCGGGGACCAGCAGUGA